AUGUCAGCUCUCGUAAAUUCCCGCGAUCCCUCCUAUGGGCAACUCGAAAGAGUUCUCACAGCUCAGAAGACCGCGGCUCAGAAUGCAGUUCGACGGAAAGGAGAAAGACCCAGGGACCUACAGCCCCGCUCACGAUGUGUCGAUGAGUAUACAAUGGCCGCCUUGAGUAACAAAAUGAACAACAUGGAGUCUGGACACAUGAUGAUGACGACUGUCAUUGGCAAUCCGUAUCCACCGUCUGUGACCCCUCUCAAAGAUCUCGAAAAGGUCAUGAUCAAGGAUCUAACGUUGGAGACUCACCACCGAGGUACUUAUCUUCUGUUACGCUUCAUCUGUCCAGCUAUGAGAAUGUCUGCGGUUAUGAACGUUGCUGAAGACGAAGCUGGGACGGCCAUCCCAUUUGCUGUGUAUAUGCAAGAGCCCGAAAGUGUGAGAACAGCAGAAAGCAUUCUCAAAGACAAACGUGUCAUCAUUCUCAAAGAGCCUUAUUUCAAACUGGGUACCAAUGGGCAAUAUGCCGUCCAAGUCGACCAUCCUUCUGACAUCACCUGGCUCUCCGAAGAUGAUACUAGAAUUCCAACAAAAUGGAAAGCGUCAGAUGCCAACACCGGAACGUUAUGGUCAGCGAUGGAAUAUUUUGAAGCUAUCGAACUGUACUCGAGAGCGAUGCGAUCUUCUCUUACGGCGGAGGAAGCAGAAAUUCUGCACAACAAUAGAGCGCUCGCGAAUCUUCGAAUCGAUGCCUUUGAAGCCGCACUCAACGAUAUCUCAUUCGUUUCGAACCGGGAACACAGGUUAGAAAAAGGUCUAUAUCGUGAGGCUCUGGCACUUUAUGGCCUUGAGAGAUAUACAGAAGCAGUUGAAGUUCUGGAACUCCUUGUCUGCAAGUAUCCAGAGAGCACUUCUGGGAAGCAUGAGCUCGCCAGAAGUCGUCUUCGUCUCGCAGAACAAGAGACUGGAUCAUACGAUUUCAAAGCGCUUUAUAAAGCUACGAAACUCAGGCCGCCCCGAAUGGACAAUGCAACUUACAAGGGACCGAUUGAGAUUCGAGAAUCAAAGGGACGUGGGCGAGGGUUGUUCACCACUUUGCCAGUCAAGGCUGGUGAUUUGCUGCUCUGCGAGAAAGCUUUCGCGUAUUGCUUCACCACUCCGCAAGAAGAGAAGGCCAAGACGUCCUCAAAGACAUUAUCACGAUCGUCUUACUUGAUGGACAUCCCACACAAUAGAAUCACUGUUGGUACACACGCAGAUCUUAUCCCGGCUAUCUCAAAUAAAUUGUAUCGCAAUCCUUCACUGGCACCCACAUUCGAAGACCUGUUCCAUGAUGACUACGAGGGUGCGAAAUGUGUUCUCAUUGAUGGUGCACCUUUUCUUGUGGCAAGAACGAUGCUCCCCAAUGCAUUUGGUAGCCCAUUGACUUCCAAGCAUAUGAUUGACAACCCAGGAAGCUACAACAGAGAUUCUGGCAUUGGUCUAGGCACCUUGGGAAUCUGGACACUGGCCUCGUACGUCAAUCAUUCUUGCUACUCGAAUUGUAGACGCGCCUUUAUCGGCGACUUGCAGAUCAUCAGAGCUGCCCGGGACAUGCCAGCCGAUACAGAGUUAACCUUCAGCUACGUUACUCAUCAAGAACCUGCAGAGCUGAACAAGAUACUGUUGAAAGGUUGGGGAUUCCAAUGCGACUGUAUCAUAUGCGUUGAUGACCGUGAAACACCACUUGCUCAGAAGAUCCAGAGGCAGAAACUCAUCAGAGCCACCUCAGGUACUAGUACUAAAAAGAAGCUAGAGCUCAUCGAGCAGCUUAAUUCGACAUACCAACGACCAUCGACCGAAGUGCCACGACUACAGACGUGGGACUUCCACUUUUCUCUAGUUGAGGAAUUUGCUGAGCGCUCUGAGACGAAUAAGGAAGUGAUUGAGCAAGUUCUAGCUUGUUUUGAAAGCGUGGGUUUCGUUAUCCAAGGAGCGAGGCUCUCCCCUAUUACGAGCUCAACAAUUACUAUAGAGAGAUGGGGAUUGCCUCAUGAUAAGGCGACGAGGGCUUGGUUGACACUUCGCAAUGUGUACAACCUACUUGGGAAGCAUGAUCUGGCUGACCAAGCAAAAGAGUUCGCUAGGAUGAACUGGAUGCUGAUUACAGGAGAGGACAUGACGUUUGUCUACGACAAUCCAACGAGAACUUAG
This is a messenger RNA of Mollisia scopiformis, 2184 nucleotides long. Its product is annotated as SET domain-containing protein. NCBI's taxonomy places the organism in Eukaryota, Fungi, Ascomycota, Leotiomycetes, Helotiales, Mollisiaceae. The record is from RefSeq and is a predicted model, not a curated record. The transcript has 4 exons. Bases 1 to 2184 code for a protein of 727 amino acids. Gene Ontology annotation, molecular function: protein binding.